UUUUGGAGAGGGAGAACCUUUCAUAAGUUUUCCGCGCAAGCUCCUCCCAGAUUCCUGCUGAUGCGCCUCAUGACAUUACAUAUUGACGCUUCACAUAUGGAGAGAGCUGAGGAACCUUUAACAGUUAAUACAGCCUCUCUGGAGAACUCGACGAUGGAAACCCUCAACAGACAGAAGGAAACCGUAUUCAGCCUGGUGCAGGUGAAGGGGACGUGGAAACGCAAAGCAGGGCAAAAUGUGAAGCAAGGAAUAAAAGGACGAGUGUCAGCUGCCAAAAUUUACGAAAGCACCUCCUCUAGUGGCACCACCUGGACAGUGGUCACCCCCAUCACCUUCACAUAUACAGUUACUCAGACCAAAAACCUUCUUGACCCCAGCAAUGACACUCUGCUUUUGGGCCACAUCAGAGACACUGAGCAGCUUGAGGCUGUACGGUCCAGCACCAAGCCCUUAAAACGCUUCAUAGUCAUGGAUGAGGUAGUAUACAAUCUCUAUGGUUCUCAGAUCACUGACUACCUCGAGGCCAGACACGUCCUGUACCAGAUCAUGCCCCUGCCCACGACAGAGGAGAACAAGUCCAUGGAAAUGGCCCUGAAGAUCCUGGAAGAAGUCCACCAAUUUGGCAUCGAUCGGCGCAACGAGCCCAUCAUCGCCAUCGGAGGUGGGGUCUGCCUGGAUAUUGUGGGUCUCGCUGCGUCCCUCUACAGAAGGCGCACUCCAUACAUUCGUGUUCCCACUACCCUUUUGUCAUACAUCGAUGCAAGCGUCGGAGCAAAGACGGGUGUUAAUUUCGCAAAUUGCAAGAAUAAGCUAGGCACCUACAUCGCACCUGUUGCUGCCUUUUUGGACAGGUCGUUUAUACAGACAAUUCCUCGCAGACACAUAUCUAAUGGUCUUGCAGAAAUGUUGAAGGUAUUGCAAUAUUUAUUGUUAAAGGUUUUGUUAUUACACCACUCUGCAUCAUAUUUGCCGUAUGAAAUCCAAUACUUGUUUCUUGCUAAUUUUGGGGUGCUGAUUCCAAAAAUGCUGCCUGUUUUUCUCUAGCACAUCACAAUUUCUCACAAAAUAGG
Messenger RNA from Sinocyclocheilus grahami, 1070 nucleotides. RefSeq names its product 2-epi-5-epi-valiolone synthase-like. Lineage: Eukaryota; Metazoa; Chordata; Actinopteri; Cypriniformes; Cyprinidae. Gene Ontology annotation, molecular function: 3-dehydroquinate synthase activity. Bases 61 to 1044 code for a protein of 327 amino acids. The record is from RefSeq and is a predicted model, not a curated record. The transcript is spliced from 2 exons.